UUAAUUCACUCACAAUCUAUUGUAUAAAAGUCCGAGUCGCUGUCCACUACGGUUUAUUCAUCUCGAGGCACUCAAAAUAUCUACAGGAAUUAUAAACAAAAUGUGCACCGUCUGCUUUUUAUGGUUUAUUGCGUGUUCUCUUUUGAUGACAAAUGCCAGCAUUUUAAAUGACUUACAAGAAGCGCAAAAGUUUAUGGAACAGUUGGACUACGAUUAUUCGGCGGUGGUUGCCGACGCUGCAGCAGCAGCGGCACAACAGAGGCCCGUCUCCGACCUGUUGUGGUACGACUAUGGCGGCGUCGGCAGCGGUGUUAGCGGUAACGUCGGGCGGGGAGAAAACGGCGGCGGUGGAACAAGCGGCUCCAGCUAUUACGGCACCGGAUCUCCGACCUCAGGUGUGGCCACGGCCGCGCUGUUCGGAGCCGACAAGCGGGGCGGCACGACCCAAACGAGCAACGGCGGCAUAUGGUUCGGGCCACGGUUGGGCCGCAGGAAACGUCGCGGCGGAUCGCCGUUUGGUGGAGGCGGCGUCGCGCAGUCAUCAGUGGACGGAAAUGCGAUCGCGCCGGCCGCUUCGUCACUGCUGCAACAAGAUCCGUUGGCCGCGGGUACGACGUCGAUGGCGGCAGGGCAGGCCGCAGUCUCAAAUUUGAUCAACAAUGCUGUGCCGUGGGUGCUCGUACCGAUCAUCGAUAAUUCCUUGUACAAUCAGAUUCAGAUGAAACAGAACGCGAGGAACGGUAGAUCGUCGGAAGAGGACGACGACGACGACGCGGCGUCGCGGUCGCGGCAUACGGCUCGGUCGCCGCCGUACUCGCCGCCGUUCUCGCCGCGUCUCGGCCGACAGGCGAUCAUGACCCGUCCGCAGGUGCCCAGGCUUGGCCGCGAAACGUUGCUGUACCGGCGAGACGCCAGGAACGCGUUGUACCAGCAGUCGAACGCGACGGUGCUCAGGCAACAGCGACAGCAACAGGAGCAACGGCAACAGCUGCAGGCCUCGUCACUGCAAGCGGCCACCGAGUCGGCGGCGGCGCGACGUCAGGCCGUUUAGACGACUUCCGCGGACUUCAUAACGUGCUUAUUUAAACCGAACGACGGGACGAUGACGAAACUCGCGCGUUCUUCGUUAUAAUAUAUGUUAUAUUAUAUAAUAUUAUAUGAUUUAGUGUAGUCGGUAUUUUUCGUAGUCUAAUAAAAACGAUAUAAUGAUAAAA
Messenger RNA from Rhopalosiphum padi (bird cherry-oat aphid), 1214 nucleotides. RefSeq lists its product as uncharacterized. Bases 101 to 1051 code for a protein of 316 amino acids. The transcript has 3 exons. The record is from RefSeq and is a predicted model, not a curated record. Lineage: Eukaryota; Metazoa; Arthropoda; Insecta; Hemiptera; Aphididae.